AUGAGUGCUGCCAAACUGCCACUGGCCUACCGAGACUCAUGCGCACACCUUUUGAUUCCUCUCAACCGAUGCCGGUUCAACGAAUAUUAUCUUCCGUGGAAAUGCGAGGUGCGACGAAGUGCGCCAUGUGAAUCACUAGGCACUAACGAAAUUACAGACCGAACGACAUACAUAUGA
Periconia digitata is the source of this 177-nucleotide messenger RNA. The record is from the annotation of a GenBank genome assembly. NCBI's taxonomy places the organism in Eukaryota, Fungi, Ascomycota, Dothideomycetes, Pleosporales, Periconiaceae.